UAGUCUCUACCUUUGAACCAGCUGACAGUGAGAAUUGGGAAUUUCCAAACCCAGCGAAAAUUUCUAUCCUUUCCUUAUUGUUAGCUGCUUUUUCGAGUUGGGUGUUUUCUUGCAAAGAAUAAUCAACGAAUAACUUCGGCAAAAUGGAUAAUAAGUUUAAAGAAGACUUCGAGUUAGAAACAGACGAUGUGGAAGUCGAUUGUGCCAUUAUUGAACCUGUACAUCCGAUACCCCCUGCGGAUUUAUCAAAAGAAUUGCCAACAAAGGACAUUCGGUUAAGCAGCAUAGAUAGUGGAUUUGAUUCAGUAACAUCUUAUAAUUCUGCAUUUGAUUCUGGACUUAUUAAUGACUUUGCAAAAUUAAAAUUAGGAAAAAUCAACGAGACUGAAAACGAAGACCCUUCAAGCUUAUGUGAUUUAUAUGACGAAAAAGUAAAAUCUAACAUAGAAGAAGGUUCAAAACAAUCAGUGGAAAUACAAGAAAAUACUGAAAAUGAAGAUCUUUUAUUGGAAAUCUUCAAACCGGAUAAGGAUGGCGACUCGCAGCUACACAUGGCAAUCAUCCAGUUGUUAGCACCUAUAGCUCUCUACUUCAUAAAUCUAGUUCCAAGUCAUCACUGGCUUAACCUUCCAAACAAUCUUUUGCAAGUUCCUCUUCAUUUAGCAACAAUAACUCGCCAGGCUAUGAUCGUCAGGAAAUUAAUGACAGCGGGAGCUGACAUCGUAGUCCGUGACUACAAAGGAGACACGCCCUUACAUAUCGCCUGUCGAGAGGGGUUUGACGAUAUUGCAGGAAUUCUUUUGAUGCCAAUACAAUACAAUGAAACUGGUGAAAUACGAUACGAAAUGGAACAACAAAAAGUACCUCAGGACGUAGAGCUAAUGAAUUAUAACGGCCAGUCUUGUUUACAUCUGGCGGCAGAACGAUGUCAUUUACCGAUUCUACGACUGCUAUUACAGAAUAAUGCUGAUAUUAAUAUCAAGGAUGGUAAAUGUGGGAAAACUAUUUUACACUAUGCAGCAGAAACCAGGAACAGUGUUCUUUUAGAGUUCCUUUUACAGCAGCGUGAAAGAAUUGAUUUAAAUUCUACAACUUACGGAGGAUUGACAGCCGUUCAAUUGGCUGAUGGGCGUGACUUUAGUGAUGUUGUUUCAAUACUAAGGAGGAGUGGAGCCAUUUAUACGCCCUUACCUGUUGAGGAAAAUGAUAGUGAUGAAGAAAUGAACUAGUAGGCCCUGCAAAGCAAAGCAGAUAUGUGGCCUACAAGAAUGUGCAACCUGAAGCACCAGUGCCCAGCUAGAAUGGUACCGCCUUUGAUCCAAGUGUCAUGAUGCAGAAUCUGCGUUCAGUGUUUCAGAAAUUUUUACAAUUUCCAGAAAUAAAUCAGAUGCUUGAAACUAUAUGAUCUUGGAUAUAAAGUAGAAAUGGAGAAGUUCAGAACUUUAUUUAAAAGACAUUAAAUUCGUUUGGUUGUAAGGCAGCAAAGAAAUAAAUUAUAUGAUUACAUAUUUGUUAUGGAAUGAGCAAGAGUGUUUGUAAAUGCAGGGGAUGUUUGUGUUCCUUUUAAUUCUGUAAACAUUUAUUAUUUCAGUGAUAUAAGCAUUCUUAUUUCACAUUGACAUGACAUAUAUAUGACAUAUAAAAUAUCAAGACAAUUACAUUAUACUAAUAACAAAUAAACAUUAAGCAUCAGUAAUUUUUUUUUAAAUAUAAAUAUUAACGUUGCAAAGGCCAUUAUAUUAAAGUGAUUUAAGGACAGUUUAUUGAUCAUUUAUUCUGUAUGUUUACUCGUGCAAAUUGAGAUGUAUUUUUCUUUUACUAGACCAAGGAGGUUGCUAUUGCCAAUAUUAUGUGAAUAAAAUAGAUUAAAACUGA
Molecule: messenger RNA, 1875 nt
Organism: Mytilus californianus (California mussel)
Lineage: Eukaryota; Metazoa; Mollusca; Bivalvia; Mytilida; Mytilidae
Product: NF-kappa-B inhibitor cactus-like
Exons: 5
Coding region: 144-1229 (361 amino acids)
Molecular function (GO): protein binding
Source: RefSeq, a predicted model, not a curated record